AAUCUGAGUCUGAAUCUGUUUCUGUAUCUGUACAGUAUCUGUAUCUCUCUCUACCUUAGUUUACCUCUGUACCUCUGCGCGGCUAUUACCGUUCUGGGGAGGGGCAGGCAUGCAGGCAUCAGCCCUUCGCACUUUAACCUUCACUUCACUCUUUGUUUGGUUGCCGUUUCCGCUCUGCCCUGCCCUGCUCUGCUCUGCUCUCCUCUACGCUGCUCUACGCUGCUCUACGCUGCGCUGCUCUCUUCUGCGCUACUACUACUGGACUUGUGGGAUUGACUUCGCCUCUAACAGCCCACCAUGCCGUCUGUCGAACACUAUUGGACGGCCCUUGCCUCGAUGCAGCGAGGUGUGGUACGCGGUUCGCGGUGCGUGGUGCCCUGCACCGGUGUGGGUGGAGGCCGCGCACGGUCCUUUCGUUUUGUUCCUGAUUUCAUUGUUUGUUCCUGAGCACGUGCACGUGCACGUGCAUCUUCAUGGGGCGCAGCGAGUAGCCAGAGGCGGAGGCCAUUCUAGAAAGCGAAGGUUGGGUCGGCUAUCAUUUGGGGCUGGAUUUAUUAGUGGGCGAAAUUGCCCGUGCCCUUCUCUGACCAGGAUCGGAGGAGCUUCUGCGAGAAAAGUACGGGAGUGUGGCCAGCCAUCGUGCAAGAGCUGUCCUUAAACUUUUGGAAAGCUGCAGCGUUGUUCCCAGGCCUCUUUCCCGAAGCAAGGAGCAGCGCUUAAAGCGCUAGGAACCCAACGACACAGGCCUCCGAUCUAUGGUUUCAUGUUUUAGCUUUGUUGGUCUUUGUCAUCUCUUCCCCCCCUCCCUUUCUCACUCUCACCAGCCGCCCUUCGCGGCAGAAUAUUCCCUCAAUUAAUUGCACAUCAAUAUUCAAACCGCACACUAUUCGAAUAUCUCGCAGACAUUCUAAUAUAUGAAGGUCCUACGCUCUCCGACUUCAGACAAACGUUUGAAUUGGAGUAG
Molecule: messenger RNA, 964 nt
Organism: Hyaloscypha bicolor E
Lineage: Eukaryota; Fungi; Ascomycota; Leotiomycetes; Helotiales; Hyaloscyphaceae
Exons: 2
Coding region: 110-658 (182 amino acids)
Source: RefSeq, a predicted model, not a curated record